Molecule: messenger RNA, 3017 nt
Organism: Photinus pyralis (common eastern firefly)
Lineage: Eukaryota; Metazoa; Arthropoda; Insecta; Coleoptera; Lampyridae
Exons: 3
Coding region: 214-2655 (813 amino acids)
Biological process (GO): regulation of RNA splicing
Cellular component (GO): nucleoplasm; ribonucleoprotein complex
Molecular function (GO): RNA binding
Source: RefSeq, a predicted model, not a curated record
AUCGUAGAGAGUGGUUGUCAGCCAUUUUGUUUGUAAUUGGGUACUCCUUACUGCGUAGCAUAUUUUAGGGGUUUCUUAACGAAGAAAUUGUGUCUUUUAUUAAUUACCCUUCGUUUCCAGGACAUUCGAUUCAUUCUUUAUCUAAUCAAGUUUUUGUGAAGAAGAAUAUUAUAUUAAAUAUUGAAGUUCUAGGGCCCGCCUAAGGACGCAAACAUGAGCGUCAUAAUAAGACUUCAAAAUCUUCCUUGGUCUGCGAACGCCCUUGACAUUCGACAAUUCUUCAGUGGGCUGAGUAUACCAGAAGGUGGAGUUCACAUCGUUGGCGGUGAGCAAGGGGACGCCUUCAUAGCUUUCAGCACCGAUGAAGAUGCCAGACAAGCAUUUAAUCUUAACGGUGGCAGAAUCAAGGAGAUACAAAUUAAGCUUAUGCUUAGUUCGCGCACAGAAAUGCAGAAGAUUAUCGAGGCCGCGCGUAAUCCAUUAGCAGCGUUUAUGCAUCAAAACGCUACAGCUCAAUCCAUGCAAGCAAUUUUACCUGCCGUCAUUCCUCCACUUAUGCCCGAAGUAGGAAGGAAGGACGACCCGAAAGAUAAGGGAAAGCGUGACCGUCGCCGUUCUCGCUCGAGAUCGCGCGACCGUAAAGAUCGAUCGCGCGAAAGGGACCGUCGCGAUCGAAGACGCCGCGAUCGCAGCAGAUCAAGAUCUCGCGAACGUAGAGAACGGCGAAGAAAGGAAAGAAGUACCAGCAGGGAACGGCGUCCGUCAAAGGAUCGCGAUCGUCGCAGUAAGGAUCGAAGACGUUCCGAGGAGAAGUCCGGGUUUUCCUCUAAUUCAAAUUCUGACAAGGAACCUAACGCAAAAAUGUGGGAGGAGCCGCCCACAGUCAACAUUCUCCAUCAACAGCAACAAACCCUUCUUAAUCCCUUCUUGGCAAACAACCUCGAAGAAAAUCGUCGCAAUUUAAACGCCUUAGCGUCCAGCUCUCUCCUACUGCAGGGAAAUAGAAAUGGUUUCCAAAACCGAAAUGAUACCUUUGGUGGAAAUCGCAAUCAAGACAAUUGGAACUCUAUGGGACAAUCUAUGCAUCCAAUGGGCAAUAGACCAAAUUUCCAUGGCCAUGUGGAUCGACUCAACGAACCUUUUCAGUCAGUCAAUCGACCUAUGCAGAAUCAGUUUGGAGAUAAUCAAGGGGUAGGUUUUAAUCGCCUCCCGUCUCGUCGCCCUGAGAAUCGUGCGAGUCGCUUUGACAGCGGACUAUCUCCCAUGCUUUCGGAUCGUCCUAGUUUGCUUGAUCUUCCACGUCCCGACUACAACAAAAACUGCUGCGUUUCAUUAAGACCUUACUAUGGAGGCUAUGGAGAAAUACGUCGUUUUUUCCACGGUAUCUUCAUACACAAUACCGGCAUAAAGUUUGUUAAUGACGAAAAUGGAAAACGUACCGGUAUUAUUCAUAUACAGUUUGCCCAACCCGAUGGGAAAAUAGAGGCUUUGCAACGAAAUGGACUGAUUUUGAAGAAUAAUCGAAUGGAGAUUGCUCACUUAGAUGACAGUAUUUUUGAGUCUACUGUGGAUCGAUACCGACCAGAAUUUAAAUCGGACUCUAAUGACAGACGAUCAUCUCCCGAUCAGUAUCGGGCAAAAAGCAGUCCAAUUAUGUUCAAAAGUUCAGUACCAUCUAAUUUUAGUUGUAUUGCAGUUGAAGAUCUACCAUUGUUUACCAAAGAGCAAGAUAUGCUAAAAAUCUUUUCGGAUUACUCGAUGCUAUCGUGUUGGCUGGUCAAUCAGCAGAGACAUGUUGUCGCAUUUAUCAAAUUUGCCAACGCAGACGAUGCAAAAAAGGCGAUCACUGAAAAAGGUAAAUACACAUUUGAUGGAAAACCUCUAGAUAUACGGCCGUGCUCGGAUGAAGAAUAUGCUUCCGUUAGUCAGGAUGAAGUUCAAGUGAUCGACGACGAUGAUGAGGACAAAGAUAUUGAAAUCGAUAAAGUGUAUAUGAGAUCUGACUGUGUUUCGUUAACCGGCUUACCUUUAAAAACUAGUGAUCGUGACAUCAGCGACUUUUUCUCAGAUGUCGCCAUUGUUCCUACUAACAUUCAUCUGGUCAAUUCAAGCGUUGGUUUCACAGGUGAAGCGUUUUGUGAAUUCGCCUCUGCAGCUGAUGCAGAAAUUGCUUUAGAAAAGAAUGGCUUACCGUUAGGGUCAGGAACGGUAGCUGUGGAUUCUGUGUUACGUGCCGACAUGGAGGAUACCUUGAGGGGAACUAGUGGACUAAAUCUUAAUUGUAAUGGACCUCGGCCUAUGUUCAAUAGAGGAUUUGGAGGGAACUUUGGACCAAGAGGACCGAACUCUAUGGGACCCCGCCCACCAAUGAGACGCCCUCUACCAACUCCAGUCAAUCCCUCAAAUAUGGGAUCCAAAGGUUGUACACUACUGAUGGAAAAUGUUCCUUAUAAAGCGGGAUUGAAUGAGAUAUUAGAAUUUUUCGAUGGUUUCAAUGUACCCCCCGAUAAUGUUCUAAGACGGUAUAACGAGAAUGGGACACCGUCAGGUGAAGCGAAAGUUAUAUUUACUAAUCCACAGGACGCUUUUCAAGCACUUCAAGAAAGGCAUCACAAAAAAAUUCGAGAUCGUCCCAUAUAUCUCAGUCAGUGCUAAUUAGUACCUAUUGUUGUUCUGUACAGACUGUAAUUGAAAAAUAAGUGCAGAGGCUCCUAUUAAUUAAUAAACGCAAUAAGUUCAUAUUUAUUUGAUAAUUUGUAUCUAUUCCUCACCAACAUUUAACAUAUCUUUUGCCAUGUUUAGAUUGUAAAAUAUUUGUGAACUUAGUUUGUAAUUUUAUUUUUUUAUUUUUGAGUCGCACUUCUUAAGUGUUGUAUAAUUACGGUUACGUUUUAGUGAUACGAGAAAAACAAAAUAUUUAUAAACAUAUACCUAAUCUUUAUCUCUUAUAUAUAAAUGUAGGUAAUUUGUAGGUAGUGCAUCUUUUUAAGUUUUUGUAUAAUAAACAUGAAAAUACA